AUGGAGCAAUAUCUGAGCCGCAACUUGACAUCCACGGGCAGACCCAGCGACAGCAAGAGCAGCGCGUUAAAGCUCCCACAUAAUGUGGAAAUACUGUUAGCCGAGGUUUUGCCCUCGGAUGAUAUGCUGGAUCGACCAGCGUUCGAUGCGCGUGAAUUCAUUAACCGCAACUUCCCGGACGAAAAAAGCUUAAGUGAUAUUAAUGACUUCGUCAGUCGACUUCGUGGGCGUAUGAAAGAGCUGGAUGACUCGCUUUCACAGGCAUCGCAGGACCAGAGUCUGGCAGCCCACCAGGCGCUUGUGGAUUUAAAAAAAGCCAAAAUGGCAACCAAACAGCUCUUUCAAAACAUUCAUGACAUUCAAGAAAAGGCAACGCAGUCAGAGGUUAUGGUAAAGACAAUAUGUCGCGACAUCAAACAGCUCGAUUACGCCAAGCGUAAUCUGCAAACUACGCUUACAGCGCUAAAGCGAUUACAUAUGCUGGUUAACGCAGUGGACCAGCUCGAGUUUAUGUCCUCGCAGCGCAACUACCUCGAGACUGCUUCCCUUCUUGAAGCAGUUAACCAAUUGUUUACACACUUUGAUGGCUAUACUAAUGUCAGCAAGAUUAUUGAACUUCAUAAAACAGUGCGCACGCUGCAGGAAGAGCUCAUAGGACAGGUUUUUGCUGACUUUUUAUCGAUUGGACCGAUGGAGUUGUUGGAAAAAAACUUUACAACAGAAGAAGAGCAGAAGGCUGUAUAUGCUAACCUUUCGGCGGCAUGUGCCAUUGUGGAUGCAUUAGGCAAAGCAACCCGCGAAAAACUUAUCCAUUUGUUUUGUGAUAUGCAGUUGUUGUCGUAUGAGAGACAAUACGGCGAGGGUGGCGACAUUGGCAAAUGGCCAGAAGAAUCUGUAUCCAAUUUUGCGAGCGUACGCGCGCACAUUUUGCUCGUUCAAAUUGGGGUGCAUACUCCGGACAAAAUGGACGUGACAUUAUUGCUUAAGCUGCUUCAGCGUACGAUCAUGUUUGAGCGCGACACAGCCCAGAGGUUUGAAUGUGAUAAAGAAGAUGAUGAACAAGAGGAAACAGAGCUGGGUGACAACGGCGAGAUUAUUGAUUUAUAUUCUACUGAAGGUAUUAAAAGGAAAUAUUGGCGGAAAAGACGUGAAGCUAAAAUUAAGGCCCAAAAAGAAGAGAAUGAGGGAAAUGGCGCGUUCUCAGGCGACAAAAGCGAACGUCUACCACCAAUUCGAGGAAUUGUCUCUCGUUCAUUUGAUCCAUUCAUGACAGCUUAUGUUGCGCUGGAGCGCAAGAAUAUGGAACAGAUGAUCAAUGAAGUAAUGAGCACAGACCUUAUGGAACGAAAUGGCCAGCUGCCCGUAUUUUCGAGCUCGAUGAACAUGUUUGCCUACAUCCGCAAUUCAAUCAAGCGGUAUUCCUUGAGCAGUAGUGCAAGUACCAAGGUAAGGCUUUGCGACAAACAGGAAGAAGAGCUUUGUUUUGUGAUUAAUACAGCAGAGUACUGCGCUGAGACCCUUUCGUCUUUAGAAGAAGUAAUUCGUGCCACGAUAGAUAAGACAUUCAGCGAAGCUAUAAUGCUUUCCCAAGAAAUUAAUACAUUUCACGAUGUGGGUGCUGCCGCAAUGAAGUGCAUCGUGACUGGAUUGGAAACGCUGUUGGACGAUGAACUAGUGACACUUUACAAAGCAAAUUGGCGAGCAUGGGAUACUGUGGGUGACGAAAGCAUGUACGUGAUGCAAAUGGGUGAGAAGCUGCGGGCAUUUGUGCCGGUGCUGCGCCAAAUGCUGUCUAAAUUGUAUUUUACGAACUUUUGCGACAAAUUUGCUGCCUCGUUUGUGCCCAAGAUCCUGCAGGCCGUGAUGAAGUGCCGAAAGGUAAAUCAGGUAGCAACUCAGCAGCUGCUACUUGAUGUGUACGCGCUCAAAACACUCUUCCUCCAAUUGCCAGUGCUCGACAAGAGUGUGUUUCCGUCCAAGUCGACGAGCACAGCAACAGUACCGUCGCGCUACACGAAAUUUGUCACUAACGAGAUCGCGAAGGUGGAAAACGUACUGAAGCUUAUUGGCACUCCAAAUGAAAUGCUGGUCGAAAGUUUUAAGAUCAUGUGGCCGGACGGUAGUGCUGAAGAUUUCCAAAGCAUCAUGAGUAUGAAAGGGCUCAAGAAGAGUGAGCAGAUUGGGUAUUUGGAGACACUUGGCAUGCAACGCAAACCUACGGGAAAGAUUGCUGAAAUGGAAGGCAAGAUGAGCGACAUGACGGAGAACUGGAGGAAAAACAUGCAGAACCUGGCCAAAGUGCCGUUUGCAUUUACGACAGGCAUGAAUGCAAAUGCUCAGCACCAGAGCUAG
Messenger RNA from Peronospora belbahrii, 2352 nucleotides. Lineage: Eukaryota; Oomycota; Peronosporomycetes; Peronosporales; Peronosporaceae. The record is from the annotation of a GenBank genome assembly.